UCUAAAGUAUUGGAAGAGAUGUUUGUGGAGAAGAAUUCAACACCUUCUUCUUCAUCGUCUUCUUGUUUCAUUACAUCAACACGGCGAACUCUAACCGUGUGGAUGAAAUCAUUAGUGUUUAAUGGUAAUGGGUGUACUGUGUACGACUCGAACGGGAAUAUUGUUUAUCGUAUUGAUAACUACGACCAAAAGUUGAAAAAUGAAUUUUAUCUCAUGGAUGUUCAUGGCAAUGUUUUGGUUACCAUUCUCAAGAAGAAACUUAGUGUUGUAAAGUUUUGGGAAGGUUACAAAUCAACAAAACUCGAAGGACGGAUCAACAAGCCAUGGUUUCAAGUUAAAAACCCUAGACUUUUCAAGGGAGAUCAUUGUGAAGUGUUAUUGAUUAAGGAUGGAAACAGCAUUGAGCUAGAGAAUACUUACAAGAUUGCUGGAACAGCAACCGCUUUUAAGAUUAUGAACGAAGCGGAAGAACUUGUCGCGGAGGUAAAGCAAAAGCAGUCGGUGUCAGGAAUCACGUUAGGAGAAGAUGUGAUGACAUUAAUGGUAGAAGCAAAUGUUGAUCUUUCGUUUAUAAUGAGCCUUGUGGUUAUAUACUGUUUAAUCCAUCAUAAAAUGUGAAACAGAAAUAUAUUCAGUUUAUGUUGUGAGAACUAAUAAGAUGUUGAUAAAUUUCUUCAUCACAGGGAUGACAGAGAAUAAGCAUUCCAGUAUUCCACUGUUCUUGAAAUGUGUAAAUCUCUAUCGAGAUACCCUUUAUCAAUUGUUUAAUUCAUUUUUUCUUUUAUUAAAAAAGAAAAAAAAAAGUAAAUUGUACUAAAAUUUGUUAUCUUAUAAAGAUUUCUUGUAUUGUCAA
Messenger RNA from Papaver somniferum (opium poppy), 853 nucleotides. Its product is annotated as protein LURP-one-related 11-like. The transcript is spliced from 3 exons. Lineage: Eukaryota; Viridiplantae; Streptophyta; Magnoliopsida; Ranunculales; Papaveraceae. Bases 19 to 618 code for a protein of 199 amino acids. The record is from RefSeq and is a predicted model, not a curated record.